AGAGUUUGCAAAACGUAUUUUGUUGUUGUGUUGCUCGCUAGCGAAUCCAAUAACUAUACUAUGCGAUCUGAGUUUGCGGCAUAAAAAUACAAAAAUUGCCAAAGCAAAAGCGGAGGGCGAAAAACGCGAAAGGCAACGCUUGAAACGCCAGUGAAGUCGUGGCCAGUGAGAAGAUAACACCCAUUGUUGUUAUUAUUUAUUUAUUUUUUACAUAUUUUUUUUAAACCGCUGUGCGGGAGUGCGUGGUGUGAUAGCAAAAAGUGAGCGAAAGAAGUGAAUAAGAAGACGAAAAAGGAGUGUGUUGGGGGCAAUGACAACGUCGACAAUUAAGACAACGGGCGGCGAGGAAAUGCCGCCGGCGGGGGUGGUGGGCGGUGUGGGCGAUGUCGCCGAUGUGGGAGUGUCCGCCAGCCUGACCAAACGGGACUCCGAGGAGGAUACGUGGGCAUCCAAGGGGUACAACUACAUCAAUCCGUUUGUCCAUCGCAUCGAAAUCGACAGUCACAUUGAGGUGGCCAAGAUCUAUGUGCUGACAGUGCUGCUCCUGCCCAUCCGCGUGGUGGGCUGCGUCCUCUCCCUGAUCUCCGCGUGGAUGUUCGCCUGCAUUGGCCUCUAUGGAAUGACCCUGGAUGAUCUCAAGGCGAAACCCCUCACCGGCUGGCGGAAACAAAUGCAAUGCAUGACGGCCCGUGGGAUGCGCAUGGUGUACACCUUCGGAUCGUUCCACUAUGUGACCAUGAAGGGUCGAGCGGCGACAGCGAAAGAGGCACCCAUUUUGGUGGUGGCACCGCACUCCUCCUACGUGGACUCCAUCCUGGUCGUGGCCAGUGGCCCGCCCUCGAUAGUGGCCAAGCGGGAGACGGCGGACAUUCCGCUGCUCGGUAAGAUCAUCAACUAUGCGCAGCCCAUCUAUGUGCAGCGCGAGGAUCCCAAUUCGCGCCAGAACACCAUCCGUGACAUUGUCGACCGCGCACGCUCCACAGACGACUGGCCACAGGUGGUCAUCUUCGCCGAGGGCACCUGCACCAAUCGCACGGCACUGAUUAAGUUCAAACCGGGCGCAUUCUAUCCGGGCGUGCCCGUCCAGCCGGUGCUCCUCAAGUAUCCAAAUAAAUACGACACCUUCACCUGGACCUGGGACGGACCUGGAGUAUUACGCCUGCUGUGGCUGACGAUGACGCAGUUCUAUAACCGCUGCGAGAUCGAAUAUCUGCCCGUGUACACACCAUCGGAGGACGAAGUGGCCGAUGCCAAUCUGUAUGCCAACAAUGUGCGCGAGGUGAUGGCCAAGGCCCUGGGUGUGCCCACCUCGGAUUAUUCGUUUGAGGAUGUGAUUGUGAUGAGCCGAGCCCGCGACAUGAAGAUUCCCUUCCCCGGCGACAUCGUGGAAAUCGAGCGCACCAUCGAGAAGCUGGGCCUGAUCGAGAGCCAACGGGACGCGGAGCUGUGCAAGGGCUUUCUCCGGCUGUCCAACACGGACAGGUUGGACAUCAUCACGUUUGGCGAGCUGCUCCAGGUGGAUCUCAAGAAUACCAAUCUGCACAAGCUGUUUGCCCUGCUGGAUCACCGUCGUUCGGGCACAGUGAGUUUGAAGAGCUUCCUGCUUUGUUCCCUCUUCUGUAAAUUGAAGAACUCCGAUCUUUUGACCUUCCUGCGCGCCCUCAUCCACAUCUACAGCGAAUCCAGUCAGCAAAUCGACAGGGAAAGUUUUGUGCGAUUGCUGAGACACGCUGGCGGCAAACUGAAUGAACAAAAGGCCCAGGCGCUCUUCUAUGCUCUGGAUACCGACAACCUGGGCUACGUCUCCUUCGAUUCCUUUGCGGAGCUCACGGAGAAGCAGAAAUCGAGCUAUAAAUUUCUCUAUCACAAAUCGGAGCACAUACGGCGACCGAAGGCGGCAGUUACAACGGCCGAGAAUUGAAGAUCUGGAGCACGUUUUUGUGUGUUCACAGGAAAUGGAGUCCAGCUGGAAGACGUGGAGUUGUAACCAAGAGAAAUACCCAACCUAAGCAGAAUGUUCAACUGUCGAGUGUAUAUUUUUAAUAUUUAUUUAUCGUGUAGCGCGUGUCCUGGCACCCAUAUAUUGUAAUUAAUAUAAUUUUUAUUAUUAUUACCAUA
This is a messenger RNA of Drosophila teissieri, 2118 nucleotides long. It is a transcript of the gene LPCAT, whose product is annotated as lysophosphatidylcholine acyltransferase. Gene Ontology annotation, molecular function: calcium ion binding. The record is from RefSeq and is a predicted model, not a curated record. The transcript is spliced from 8 exons. NCBI's taxonomy places the organism in Eukaryota, Metazoa, Arthropoda, Insecta, Diptera, Drosophilidae. The coding region runs from base 311 to 1921 and encodes 536 amino acids.